Molecule: messenger RNA, 2093 nt
Organism: Bactrocera dorsalis (oriental fruit fly)
Lineage: Eukaryota; Metazoa; Arthropoda; Insecta; Diptera; Tephritidae
Gene: stil
Exons: 5
Coding region: 277-1791 (504 amino acids)
Source: RefSeq, a predicted model, not a curated record
UUUUAAAUUCUUAUUGGUGUUAUUCUAUAUAUUUUAGCUUUUAAUUAGAAAAUUACCAGUGAAAUUAAAAGUUUAGGUUGCUGGUGCUAAAAUCUAUAUAUGUAUACCAACAAAAGCAUUACUGUAACGAUAUCUUUUGGAUGCAACUUAUGUCAGUCUUAAAAAGUUAGCUUAUGCUUAAAUUAAAUAGUAACAGUUGUUUUCUUAAAUGGAAUUAUUUGUUGGAGCGUAAGGGUGAAUUAAUUCUCAACAACUCAAGGUCAGAAAGUACGAAAUAUGGAGCAUAACCAAAACAUCAUUCCUGUAGACGUAUUACGGUUUUAUGGUAGGCCUGAAAUGGAAAUAAAUAAACCCACGCUCAAUUUACCAAAUCUCCCGACCACCGAUGAGAUCGCUUUAGAAAUGGCUAAUAAGGUGUGUUUGGGGAAUUCUGCUCAAUCUAAGCAAAAAAUAUCUCUAGAUACUUCAAUAUCUUCUGACAAAACAAUAUUCCCUGAUACUAACUCACGCAAUGUUCAUAUUCCUUACAUACUCAACGGGGAGUUGUUUGAGAUACAAACUCAAGACGGUGAAAAUGUAACUGUGAAAUGUUGCAAUUGCCCACCAGAUCGCGUAUAUCGUGGUAGCGUGCGAUCCACAGGCAAUUUCCAUAUGCAUAUAAAGAGGCGUCAUCCCGAUUUAAUGGGAAAAAUAUAUGAUAUGAAAGUGAAUGCCUUGGUUGAAAGGAGAGAUCGAUUUCUGCGCAACCGUAAAUCCACACGUCGUCGUAAUACCAACGUCAAUGGAAGUAGGGCAUCUUCGUCGAGGAAUGAACAGCGAUUGGCCUGCCCGGGGCAACCAACUUCAGAAUUAUUUAAAAUUAAAGCCGCGUUUCAACGGCAUCAACUACAGCAACAACAAAAUCGUAUUCAACAAGAUCAAAGCCAGCAACAACAGAAAAGGGAGAAAAACGCGAGCAUUUUGCAUAAGUGGAAUGUGAUCGAUCACUUUCUCAUUACACCUGCUUUUGAGAGAGCACGUGAUAUAACACUAAUGGAAGCCUAUAAUGAGCAACCACUCAAUUACAGUCUCAAGCAAAACACCGUUUCAAAUAUGAGUUGUACAGAGAGAGCACAAGAAAUCGAUGCAAACGAUGCUGAUACUUCCGACAAUUUGAAUGCAAAUAACAUUUCAGGAACAAUAGACACAAGCGAGCACAUAACGGGUUAUGAAGUAAUGUCCACGUACAACAAAGCAAGCAAUAGCGGUAUGAAUUGCAUGACAAUAAAUCAACGCACUCAAAUAGAGAUGUCUCCCUUCGCUUUCAGUCAGCCUGAUGAGCACGUGCCACUUUAUGCUAACAACAGCGAUCAGUCCUUGCUCGGUCGCGCUACAACUUUAAGUGCCGUAACCCCAUGCCCGAGUGAUGUGAGCAGUUACGAUGCUGGUCAAGAUCUUGGUGGCAGGUCAUAUGAUUUGAACUGCAAUGACGUGGGUAGCAUGAUUAAGAAUGAACUACUGUUAGCCGAAAUACAGCCAAUCGAUCUUUCUGUACAUCCCACAUCUUCUGGGUUGUCAGGUUCCUCUGGAUUCAGUUCUGGCGUAGAUGCCACACAAUAUUCAAAUGACACUACACAUUUCAAUACGUCUGUCGGGAAUACUAAAUCGGAUGAAAUUAUUUUACAACUGUCCUCCGUAUUACAGAGUUUACAUCGUGAACUGCAAACGUACAAUCAAACUAAUAACAAUUGGCUUUGCUUGGAAAUAGCAAAAUUUAAAUUUUUGCAUCCUGAGUUUAAAUAUCAUAAUUAGAAAUGUUGGCAUUAACUAGCAGGUCUAGGAACUAAUUUGGAUAUUAUUCACAAAAAAAUAUUUAUGGUACUUGAAUUGAAGUAUAGAUCAUUUAGUAAGUACCUUAAUUAUAUAUGUACGUUAAGUUAAACUAUUACUUUUAAGCCUUGAUCCGACAUUUAUUCAUUAAUAUAAAUAAGCUUAUAGUUACAAUCAUAUCUACCUUUCAGUUCUGAAUUAAAGUUUAAGUUUAGAAUGAAGUUAUUUACGUUAUAAUCAGCAACUUGUUUGUGUGAUAUCUGUACAAUUACAUGGACUUAUAU